Otolemur garnettii (small-eared galago) is the source of this 254-nucleotide messenger RNA. RefSeq names its product SS18 like 2 (gene SS18L2). NCBI's taxonomy places the organism in Eukaryota, Metazoa, Chordata, Mammalia, Primates, Galagidae. The coding region runs from base 94 to 243 and encodes 49 amino acids. The record is from RefSeq and is a predicted model, not a curated record. The transcript has 2 exons.
GUGUUGUGUGUUGAUCCUGUUUCUGGUUCGGUUUUAGGCUAGUGGUAGGUGGUCCACGGUUUCCGAAGCAGGUUUCCGAUUGGGCUCCCGGAGAUGUCUGUGGCCUUCGUACCAGACUGGCUAAGGGGCAAGGCGAAAGUCAAUCAGGAGACUAUCCAGCGGCUCUUGGAGGAGAAUGACCAGCUGAUCCGCUGUAUUGUGGAGUAUCAGAACAAGGGCCGGGCGAACGAGUGUGUCCAGUAAGUGUCCCUUUC